UUUUCUUCGAAAAAGGCAGCCUUUUCCCAUUACAGCCGUGCUAUCCACACAAAUUUCUGAUCCCCCUAUCCCAUUAUCUCUUCCAGUAGAGAAUAUGUGGUAGGAAGUGGAGCUCUACCAUUCCUGUGGGUUGCCUAAUUUGACUCGAGAAGAUUCCUCCUUCCUUCCAAUUGCUUUCUCUCUCUUUCUUCAUCUCUCUCUUCCUCUUUCCCAAUUGCUCCACACCAUACUACACUGUUGAAGUUUUUAUGAGAAUUUUGAGAGCUUAAUUUAAUUUACGUGAUUCCUGAAGGAAUGAUACGAAACCGUUCAGUUCGCAGGGUCGGUACAGAAGAAUAUGUCUGUAGUUAAUUAGUACGAACAUAACAAAAUCAACAAUCUUGGUCGUCAUUAACUGCAUCGAUCUGUUGCUAUUUCGCGACCAAGGUUGGUCAAGAAGAACAUGUCUGUCUGAAAAAAAAACAUCCUGAGUUCGUCGAUGGCCUCCUCUUCGAAUUCUGAAUUCAAAUGUAGUUACGACAUUUUCUUGAGCUUUAGGGGCUCAGACACCCGUAACAAAUUCACCGAUGAACUCUACGAGGCUUUGAAGCGAGAGGGGUUUGAAACAUUUAGGGACAAUGAAGGGAUUGAGAAGGGUGAGAACAUCAAAUCUGAGUUGCAGAAAGCAAUUUGGAACUCCAGCAUGUCGGUGAUCGUGUUAUCGAAAAACUAUGCCACUUCGAAAUCGUGCCUGUUUGAAAUCCAGACGAUUCUCGAACACCGCAAGAAGAAGUCAGAUCAUGUUAUUUUUCCCGUGUUCUAUGAGGUGGAGCCGUCGGAAAUUAGGGAGCAAGCUAAAAAUCUGGAUUUCAAAGGAAAGAAAGUGACGGAUGAGGAAGUGAAGGGGUGGAGUGCGGCGCUUAAGGAGGUUGCGAGUAUGAGUGGGUUUGUUUACUUUAAUAACAGGUCUGAAGCCAAGUUCAUUGAGGGAAUUAUUGGUGCGCUCCAAAGCAAGCAAGCCGACAAGCACCUGAGGGAUCUUGACGAAAACAUGCAAAAUCUCAAGAGAAAGGUAGAGUACUUGAGCGGUCAAGAGAAUGACAUAAAUUCACAAAUUAGCAAUGCGGAGCGCCGGCCAUGGAAAAAACCAAAGAAAGAAGUUGAAGUUUGGCUCACAAAUGUGCAACGGCUUAAAGACGAUGUGCAAAGGCUUGAGCAAGAAGUAGUUGGAAAAACAACGAAUGUCUCCUCGCGUAUGCGGUUGGGAAAGGAUAUCGCCAAGAAGAUUCUAGAGGUGCAAGAACUCCGAAAAGAUGGCAGUGAUUUUAAUAGUUUGAUGAUUGAUGAAGAUACAACUGGUAGACUGUUGAUACCUCCAAUGAAAGAUUUUGUUAAAUGCACAAAGGCAAGGAACACAGAGAACAUUUGGGAAUGUGUGAUGAAUGAUGACUUUACAAAGAUUGGUGUUUAUGGAAUGGGGGGCGUUGGCAAAACAACCAUCAUGAAGGACAUUCACAAUCAGCUCUUAGGCAAGUUUGAUUAUGUAUAUUGGGUCACUGUAUCUAAAGCAUUCGAUAUUACAAAUCUACAGAGUGACAUAGCUAAAUCUCUGAGUCUUCCUCUUAGGGAGGAUGAGGACGAGACAAGAAGAGCAUCGCAAUUAUAUGCAACACUCUCCCAAAAGAAAAGUUACGUUCUUAUCUUAGAUGAUGUAUGGGAACCAUUUGCUCUGAAGGACGUGGGUAUUCCGGAACCGAUCAAAUCUAACGGGUGUAAACUAGUGCUAACUACACGAUCGUUAAAAGUGUGCUAUGACAUGGAGUGCAGACCUGUAAAAGUGGAUCUUCUCACGGAGGAGGAAGCCCUGACUCUAUUUCUGACAAAGGCCGUUGGACAUGACACGGUGCUUGCUUCAGAAGUGGAAGAGAUUGCAGCUAAAAUUGCCAAACAAUGUGCGUGUCUGCCUCUUGCAAUUGUUACAUUAGCUGGAAGUUUGCGGGGAUUGAAAGGAAUCCGUCAGUGGAGAAAUGCACUAAAUGAAUUGAUCAGCUCGACGAAAGACGCCAGCAAUGAUGUAAGUAAGGUUAUUGAGCGACUGAAAUUUAGUUAUAGUCGCCUGGGAAAUAAGGUGCUCCAAGAUUGUUUCUUGUAUUGUUCCUUGUAUCCUGAAGACUAUAAAAUCCCUAUGAAUGAGCUAAUAGAGUAUUGGAUUGCGGAGGAACUAAUCCCUGAUAUGGACAGUGUAGAAGCACAGAUGGACAAGGGUCAUGCUAUAUUGGGAAAACUAGAAGGUAGCUGCUUAUUAGAGAGCGGUUUCGACACAUGGAACAACCGAGAAUGUGUUACGAUGCAUGAUUUGAUUAGAGAUAUGGCUCUCAAAAUAACAGCAAGUAGCCCUCGAUUCAUGGUAAAUGCUGGUGAGAAAAAAAAAAGGGUACCAUAUGAACCCUGGUCUGAUGAUCUUGAGAGGAUUUCCUUCAUGAAUAGUUUGAUAAUUGAACUUCCAAUUGCACCACCUGUCUGCCCUCAGCUUACCACCUUACUUUUGAAUGGCAUAUACGCUAGUCAGUUAGGAGUAAUUCCGGAUUCUUUCUUCUCCAAUAUGCCUCGUCUUAAGGUAUUGAAUUUGUCCGGGAGCAUAAUAACGUCGCUGCCAGAAUCCAUCUCCAACUUGGAGAAUUUGCAUGCAUUAAUACUGAAUAACUGUCAGAAAUUAAUGUAUGUGCCGUCACUGGAGAAACUAAAGGCUCUGAAAAUGUUUGUACUGCAUAAUAGCCAAAUUGAAGAAGUACCGGAAGGUAUAGAAGAAUUGGUUAAUCUCAGAAAACUCGACCUCUCAUUUAAUAAAAUACUAAGGAAGUUUCCUAGCUGGAAGUUACGCAGGCUCUCAAAACUCCAAUACCUUGCAAUUGACCUUACAGGAGUAAAAGUGUCCACGGAAGCUCUCUUGUGCUUGCGUCAAUUAAAAGUUGUCGCUGUCCACUUGCACAAUGUACAGGAGCUUAACAGGUAUGUGAUAUCUCAGCAGUUCCAAGGGUUGCAAAAGUACCGUCUUGCAGUUGGAGAACCGAGGUGUUCGUUCAAUGGAUAUGGGGGAAAAAGGUUUAGUAUCAGUUAUAAACAUGUACCUUUUGAAUGUGGAGUAGAUCAGCCAGUGCUCCCCACAGGCUUAGAGUCCUUUGAGGUUGAUGGAUUCCACGAGCCCUUUGCGGUUGAUGGAUUCCACGAUCCCAUUAGCUUAUCAGCUAUUCCAUGGUUCAAAGAUGCCAAAGAUUUACGUAAUUGUUGCGUCGAAUGUUGUAACGGGAUAGAAUCCAUCUUUUCGUCAUCUACCUUUUCAGAUGAUGGCCAGAUACCUCUAGGAACCGUCGAGUUCUUUAGUUUGACUGGGUUACCCAGAUUAAGGGUACUCUUUGACGGGAUUGCCCCACCGCACAACAUUUACUUCAACCUAAAAGAAUUGCAAAUCACUGGAUGUGACGCUAUGAAGAAUAUUUUCCCUGUCCAGUUAUUGCAGAACUUGCCAAACCUCGAGUCACUUGAGGUAGUAGAGUGUGAGAAUGUGGAGGAUAUAAUAAUCGAAAUAGCAGAGAUGAGUGAUCGGGGCAAUCAUCAAGAUUAUAGCAACUCAAUCAGUCUCCCAAAACUCAAGAACUUAGAACUGCAUGACCUACCAAGACUGAAGAGCAUAUAUAAUGGGGUGACGCUGUGUCCAUCUAUAGUAGAAGUUAAGGUUUACAAAUGCCAAGAACUUAGAACUAUUUUCCCUGUCCGGUUAUUGCAGAACUUCCCAAACCUCAAGACACUUAUUGUAUGUGGGUGUGAGAAUGUGGAGGAUAUAAUAGUCGAAAUAGCAAAGGUGAGUGAUCGGGGCAAUCAUCAAGAUUAUAGCAACUCAAUCAGUCUCCCAAAACUCGAGAACUUCGUACUAAAUGACCUACCAAGACUGAAGAGCAUAUAUAAUGGGGUGAUGGUGUGUCCAUCUAUAGCAGAAGUUGGGGUUGAUAAAUGCUCGAUGGUAAGGAGAAUGCCUCUUUCGCUGCAUAUGGAUGGCGAGCAAGCAACAACACCACCUGCUCUCGGCCUCAUCAAGAUUUUUGGACAAAAAGAAUGGUGGGAGUCGCGGGAAUGGGAUGAUCCCGUCACCAAAACCAUUCUUCUGCCUUAUGUACGAGACUCUGACGAGGACUCUGGUGACGAUUAUUCUGAGGACCUUGAUGACGAUUAUUCUGAGGACUUAGAUGAUGAUUGAUUGAUCUCAACAAAU
Molecule: messenger RNA, 4246 nt
Organism: Rhododendron vialii
Lineage: Eukaryota; Viridiplantae; Streptophyta; Magnoliopsida; Ericales; Ericaceae
Product: disease resistance protein At4g27190-like
Exons: 6
Coding region: 479-4231 (1250 amino acids)
Biological process (GO): signal transduction
Molecular function (GO): ADP binding; protein binding
Source: RefSeq, a predicted model, not a curated record